UCCGGAUCAAACAGGCAGGCAGUCAGUCAGUCGGCUUGAGGUGUUACCUUUUGUCGCCUCCAGCUCACAUUUCAUCACGGAUACUUGAGCAAGUUGCCGUCCGUAGAUCCCUUUCUGUGGGGAGGGUUGGUCUUCACUCCUACGCAUCCGCACGGCUCCCGGAUACAGACAGAGUAAAAGUCACUAGGUUGCCUGUUCCGUCCCUGUCACAUCACAUGCUACCCACGACCUGCCAUAACCACAUCCGACCUACAACAUCGACGUCAAAAUCGUUAACCCCGUCAGACACUCUCGGGGAUCUUGGGUUGGCUGGUGGGAAGCCGAGGGUGUGUCGCAAUGCAGCGCCAGAACAAGAUCCGGCCGCCGAAGCGGUCACUCCGACAUGAAACCGACGAAUUCGACCAGCAGUGGGAUGUCCUCAGAGAGGCGCUCACAGACAUCCAUAAUAGGAACUCGAGCCGACUCUUGUUCGAGCAUUUAUACCGAGCCAGCUACAAGAUCGUGCUUAAGAAGCAGGGCGAGCGUCUCUACACGCUCGUGCAAGAGUUUGAGGGGAAAUGGUUUGCUGAACAGGUUAUCCCUCAGCUCCAGGCCAUGAUCGCACCCAACCUGAUCAACGUCGCGGUGGAGGCUGGCACCAGUGCCCAUGAGCGCCGUGAGAUGGGUGACACAUUCAUGAAGGGUCUCAAGGAAGCCUGGGAGAACCAUCGGAUGUCGAUGAACAUGGUUGCAGAUAUUCUCAUGUACCUGGACAAGGGUUUCCUCAAGGAGAGUCGAGGGACUUCGAUAUUUGUCACGACAAUAGGCUUAUUUCGUGACCAUCUUGUCAACCCUAACACCGUUGUGGGCCAUGACAGGACAUUCAGUCUCUUCGAUAUCCUCAGCACUGUCAUACUCGACCACAUAGAUAUGGAGCGCGAGGGAGACGUCAUCAACCGUUCCCUCAUUCACAGCUGUGUUAAGAUGCUGGAAGAUCUUUAUGAGACCGACGAGGAGAUGGACGCCGAUCGAUUGUAUCUUGUUCGCUUCGAGCCACACCUACUUGAGGCAAGUCGAACAUUCUACAGGAAUGAGGCUUUGAAGUUAUUGCGGAACGGUGACGCCAGUGUUUGGAUCCGCCAGACGCAUAGGAGAUUAUUGGAGGAGGAGGAAAGGUGCAGGACAACUCUGUCCACCUUGUCAAUCGAAAAGAUGACGCGAGCUGUGGAGGCGGAGUUGAUCUCUGCACAUCUCAACGAUUUUCUUGCAUUAGAGAACAAUGGUUUGAGGCAGAUGUUGGAUGACGACCGCGUUGAGGAUCUGGCUAUACUCUAUCAGCUUGUCGCCAGGGUAGACCCGUCAAAGGAUUUGUUGAAGAAGGGUGUUCUCAACCGCAUCUUGGCUUUGGGUGCCGAGAUUGAGAAGAAUCUCAACACAAUCGACUUUUCUGUCGCCCAAGGCGACGCAGCAGAGAAUCCAGCAGCAGAAAAACCAAAGUCUCAGGCUUUGUCACAACAAGCCCAGCAGACUGCCGCAGCCAUCAAAUGGGUCCAUGAUGUUUUGGACCUGAGAGCAAAGUUUGAUGUCAUCUGGGAGAAGUCAUUCGCCCAAGACCCGGGCCUACAAACUACCAUGACCAAAGGCUUUUCGGAUUUUAUCCACCAGUUUGGACGAAGCUCCGAGUUUGUUUCGCUUUACAUUGACGAGAAUCUCAAGCGCGGCAUUCGUGGCAAAUCAGACUUGGAAGUCACAGCCAUCUUGGAUAGGUCUAUCGUCAUGAUCAGGUACCUAAAGGAUAAGGAUUUAUUCGAGAGAUAUUACCAGAAGCACCUUGGAAGGAGGCUGUUGCAUAGCAGAGCUUCUAGUGAGGAAGCAGAGAAGCAGCUGAUUACCAUGAUGCAGCUGGAAUUGGGUAAACACUUCACCUCCAAGUUCGAAGGCAUGUUCAAGGACAUCACUAUAUCAGAAGAACUGUCAACCAAGUACGGCGAACACAUUCGCUCGCUGGGCGAUGUGGAUGUCCACCACAAACCGAUCGACUUGUCUAUCAGCGUCUUGACCAGCAACAGCUGGCCACCAGAUAUCAUGGGCCGCCCUGCCCAAGUAGGACGUGGUGAUGGGCUGCCUGCAGUGGACUGCAACUAUCCACCCGAGAUCAAGCGUCUGCAAGACAGUUUUUUCAAGUUCUACUUGAAGGAUCGCAGCGGCAGGGUCCUGACCUGGGUAGGGUCAGCGGGCAGCGCAGAUAUCAAAUGCGUAUUUCCACCAGUCAAGGGCAUGUCAGGCCCGCUUAGUCGGGAGCGUCGAUAUGAACUCAACGUAUCGACUUAUGGAAUGGUCGUCUUGAUGCUGUUCAACAGUCUUGAAGACGGCGAGACUCUGAGUUUUGAAGACAUUCAGGCAGAAACCAAUAUCCCUCCCAAGGACCUGUCAAGGGCUCUUGCAUCUUUAUCGAUUAACCCGAAAGCUCGAGUUUUACUCAAGGAGCCUGCGAGCAAGACUAUCCGACCUGGUGACAAGUUUUCGUUCAAUUCAGGCUUCGUUAGCAAGGCCAUCAAGAUCAAGGCACCGGUCAUCAACUCGCAGUCCAAGGUCGAAGGUGAUGAAGAGCGUCAACGGACUGAGGACAAGAACGAUGAGACGCGGCGACAUAUGAUUGAUGCAGCCAUAGUGCGCAUCAUGAAGUCUCGCAAGGAGCUAGCACAUAAUGCCCUUCUCGCUGAGGUUAUUGGGCAGCUUGUUUCGAGAUUCCAGCCAGACGUGGCGAUGAUCAAGACCCGGAUCGAGGAUUUGAUUGCUCGAGAGUAUCUAGAGCGUCUAGAUGAGUCUGGAUACAAGUACAUGGCAUGAGGUGGGAUACAUGUCUUGACUGGAGGACCUGGUUAUCACGUAGGAUAAGUGUAAGGGGCGCACUACGCAAAGACCGAAGCUGGUCUCUGACCAUCUAGCUUUAUGUUUUUGGAAGCAAGGACCAUCCAGAUACGAGGUUCUUCAUUUGCACAUAGGACAGGGGCCUGUGGCCCAGACUGAGCUUGUGCAUCACGUUGUCCACCAGACUGCGGCACCCGUGCGCGACCAGAAAAAAAAAGCAUGCCGGGGAAGUUCGAGGAAUCGAAAGCGAUGGUACAGAUUUAUGUCUAGUGAGGCCUAAAUAAUCCUAUCUCUUGAUUAGAUGGGAUGGCCGGGACAUAUGAUAAUGGGAAGGAAUAUUUCGAUGCUAGACGCCACCGCGUACCCGAAGCCGAGAUUACUCCCAGAGGCGACAUUGCCACAAACCCCGAUAUGUUUUGUUUUACGAGAAGUUUGUGAUGGUGAGCUUAUAAUCCGAAAAGAGAAAAGUUUGGCACCGCCAAUAUUAAAGCGAGCGGUCAAUUGUACGUCAUCAACAAGCAGCUAAAUCAGAACAAAAUUUGAGAGGAAGUUUCGC
Pyricularia grisea is the source of this 3406-nucleotide messenger RNA. RefSeq lists its product as uncharacterized. NCBI's taxonomy places the organism in Eukaryota, Fungi, Ascomycota, Sordariomycetes, Magnaporthales, Pyriculariaceae. Bases 337 to 2829 code for a protein of 830 amino acids. The record is from RefSeq and is a predicted model, not a curated record. Gene Ontology annotation, cellular component: Cul3-RING ubiquitin ligase complex. The transcript is spliced from 2 exons. Gene Ontology annotation, molecular function: ubiquitin protein ligase binding. Gene Ontology annotation, biological process: ubiquitin-dependent protein catabolic process; protein ubiquitination.